CCAAAAUUCCAAACACCAUUCAAAACUCACACCACACCCAAAUCUUAAUACACCACACACCAAAAAACCAUGUCUAGCUUCACUCAUGCCACUACACUCCUCCAUGCUCACAUCAAAACCAAACACAAAAUCACUCCAAACAACAACAUUAACAACAACCUUAACAACAACAACAACAACAACAACAACAACCUUUCAUCUUCCAAACAAAAUGCAACCAAUAGAAGAAACUUAAUUUCCACAUUUCUAUCAACAUCAAUGGUUGUUGGAGUUUCCAUUGCCACAACAGCACCAUUGGCAUUAGCACAGAAUUGGGGUACUCGUUCUUUUAUAAGAGAGCAUUAUUUCGAGCCCGGGCUUUCGCCUGAAGACGCUGUUUUAAGGAUAAAACAAACAGCUGAAGGGUUACAUAACCUUAGGGAAAUGUUGGAACAUUUGUCUUGGAGGUAUGUUUUGUUUUAUAUAAGAUUGAAACAGAAUUAUCUUGAUCAGGAUUUGAAAAACGCUAUGACUACUUUGCCGGAAAAUCGGCGCAAGGAGUAUGUCAAAACUGCUAAUGAAUUGGUUGAUUACUUGACUGAGAUGGAUCGUCAUGUUCGAUCGCCAAAGGUAUAUGAAUCCUACUUAUACUACGAGAAGACAUUGAAAUCCAUAGAUGAACUUGUAGCUAUGUUAGCAUAGUGCAAAGAUGAAGAUGCAGGGUAUUGGUAUUUUGAAUUCUAAUUGUAUAAAACACAUAUUGUCUUUUUUUUUUUACCAGUACUUCUGAGUUUAAACGUGAUUUUUAUAUAUAAAGUAUAGACGUUUAUAAUGAAAAGAAA
Molecule: messenger RNA, 821 nt
Organism: Vicia villosa (hairy vetch)
Lineage: Eukaryota; Viridiplantae; Streptophyta; Magnoliopsida; Fabales; Fabaceae
Product: photosynthetic NDH subunit of lumenal location 2, chloroplastic-like
Exons: 2
Coding region: 70-681 (203 amino acids)
Biological process (GO): photosynthetic electron transport chain; photosynthesis
Cellular component (GO): chloroplast; photosystem II oxygen evolving complex; extrinsic component of membrane
Molecular function (GO): calcium ion binding
Source: RefSeq, a predicted model, not a curated record